Penicillium mononematosum is the source of this 21705-nucleotide messenger RNA. RefSeq lists its product as uncharacterized. The transcript has 7 exons. The coding region runs from base 1 to 21705 and encodes 7234 amino acids. Gene Ontology annotation, cellular component: cytoplasm. The record is from RefSeq and is a predicted model, not a curated record. Gene Ontology annotation, biological process: amino acid activation for nonribosomal peptide biosynthetic process; secondary metabolite biosynthetic process. Lineage: Eukaryota; Fungi; Ascomycota; Eurotiomycetes; Eurotiales; Aspergillaceae. Gene Ontology annotation, molecular function: phosphopantetheine binding; catalytic activity.
AUGGGCGACUACGGCGAACAACCUUCCAUGGAACUUGACCAUGUUGAGCUGCCAUUCGAGCUCAAAGCUGGUACAUCCCUGUUUCCCCUUUUGACUGACGGAAUUAUUCUAGAUGAUGAACAACUGGCCGUGCCACCAGUGGGUGGCAGAGUUGGCCAGACACGAAUUGCCCUGGAGUUGCGGUCGGACAUCUCGUCCGCAGCCCUGGCAGGCUUCUGCACGCCCCGCGGAUUGACGCUCAUGAGUGUGUUGAACGUUGCUUGGUCUUUGGUGCUCGCGGCGUACGCCGACACCGAGGCGGUCAAUGUCCUGUUUGUUCGAUACGUGGCCGGGGUGCCCUACGUCGGCUUGUCUGAGACCGUGAUUGACGGCGGACGAACAGUACAGCAGACCUUGGCGGAGGCUGAACAGCAGGUGCACACGAGCAUGGCAGUGCCGUCGGCGACAAGCUUGUCCGAAUUGCAGAAGCGGACGGCUGUGGAAGGCCAUCCGGCAUUCAACAGCGUAGUGCUGUUAUCGGACAGCAAUGCCCCAGAGUGGGAAGAGACUGGAGAUUACAUUGCCGUCCAGGCGACGGUAACCCCCGAUCACUUAGGGAUUUUUUUACAAUUUCCCACCCACUUGCUUCCCGCGGCACAGGCCCAUCACUGCGCGACGACCCUGAGCCAUGUGCUCGGAGAAAUUAUUCGGCAACCUGAUCUCUCAAUCGCCAAGGUCAGUAUGAUGAGUCCACAAGGGCUGCAGCAGAUCUCCCAGUGGAAUCAAACGGCACCCGCUGUGGUCUCACGCUGUCUUCACAACCUCGUGGAUGAGACAGCCCAGGCGCGACCUGACGCCAUGGCUAUCGAAGGAGCCGAUGGUCGUAUGACCUACGGCGAGUUGCAAACGUAUUCCAAUCGCCUGGCGCAGCACUUGGUUCAACUUGGAGUCGGCCCAGAAAUAUCAGUGCCAUUAUUCUUCGAGAAGUCGAAGUGGGCGAUUGUUACCAUGAUUGCCGUAGUCAAGGCCGGUGGCGUCAUCGUCAACCUGGAUGCCAAACAGCCACAAACGCGCUUACGAGGACUGCUCGCUCAGCUGCAAGCCCCGUUAGUGCUGACCUCAGUCCAGCAUGCUGGUCUCUGGGACAGCGAAUUCCCUGUUGUGACCGUCUCCGAAGAUGCCCUCGAACAGCUACCGACGGCGACGGAGGCCCCCAUUGUCACCGUUACCCCGCAGAAUGCCCUUUAUAUCAUCUUUACCUCAGGCAGUACCGGUACUCCCAAGGGAUGUGUAGUCGAGCACGAGUCCUUCCUAACAGCCGCCGCACAACACGUACAGGCCGGCCAAAUCCUCCCCUCCAGCCGGGUGCUGCAAAUGACGCCCUACACAUUCGACGUCAGCAUGCUGGAAAUCUUUACCACGCUGACUACCGGCGCCUGUAUUUGUUUCUGCGACGAUGAACAGGCGGCACUUGGGAUCGCCCACAUUGUCAAUUGCCUCCAGAUCUCCUGGACAUUCAUGACGCCCUCUUUGGUGCGUAUGAUUGACCCGGCCUCGGUGCCUACCCUGAAGACGCUCGCCCUUGGUGGAGAAGGUCUGGGGCGCAUAGAUGUGACAACAUGGGCCGACAAGUUGCAUCUGAUCAACGGUUAUGGUCCCAGUGAAUGCUCCGUCGCAGCGACCAUCAACGAGCCAUUGUCACUCACGUCUGAUCCAGCUAACAUUGGCGUUGGAUACGGCGCUUUGUGCUGGGUGGUGCAUCCCGACGAUCAUGACCGACUUGUUCCCAUCGGUGCCGUUGGUGAACUCGUAAUUCAGGGCCCCAUUGUCGCGCGGGGCUAUCUUCAUGAGCCUGUCAAAACAGCUGCAGUCUUUUUAGACGAGGUUCCUGCCUUUUCUGCCCUCCUGCCCCGGUCGCCGCCGGCUUUCCGGCUGUAUAAGACAGGAGACCUGGUUCGCCAGAACAGUGAUGGUACUAUCAACUUCAUCGGCCGCAAAGAUCGCCAAGUAAAGCUCAACGGACAACGCCUGGAGCUCGGCGAGAUCGAACAGCGACUGUCGGAAAACCCGCACGUCCGACAUUCCCUGGUUUUGCUGCCUAAAGAGGGUCCCUGUCAAGGUCGACUGGUUGGCGUCCUAUCGCUGCAUGAUUUCCCCUAUGAUGGUCCGCGUGACACCAGUGUCCAUAGCUUACCCAUGGAGGAGUCGCAGCUUGCUCGUCUCUUAUUGCCAGAAAUAACCGCGCAACUGGCCGCACAUCUCCCAGCAUACAUGGUACCAACCUUCUGGGUGGUGUUGGCCGCACUGCCCUUCACAACAUCAGGCAAAGUCCACGUCGUUUCAAUGACCCAAUGGCUGCAUGAGAUGUCCGACGAGAUCUACCGCGAGAUUGCCGGUGUGAGUGAUGAUGCGCCUGAGACUUGUCUUUCGACCGAUGUGGAAUUGCAAAUGCAGCAGAUAUGGGCGGAAGAAAUGGGCAUCCCUGCCGCAGAGCUCAAGACUAACCGAUCUUUCAUCGCCCUUGGCGGUGACUCCCUGACUGCCUUGAAGAUCGUGGCCCGUUGCCGUAAGCAGCAGCUGGUCGUUUCGGUCCCAGAUGUCUUGCGCGCUGCUAACAUCAUUGAAUUGGCCGCACGGGCAACUCAGGCGCCUGCAGACUCAUCUCAAGAGGGAAAAGAGAAUUCCGAGAGCAAGACGAAUUCUGACCCGGCCCAGCGGGCCGCGACCGUGGACAAUACUCUUCUAGAAGCGGCAGGCUUGGCCAGUCGCAACCAGGUAGAGGAUAUUUACGGUUGCUCGCCCAUGCAGGACGGCAUUCUACUUAGUCAAGUCAAGUUCCCUGGCACCUACGAAGUCCGUCGGGUGCUGCGAGUAGAGUCCACCCGGGAUGCAUUCACCACUGUCGAUCGUCUGCAAAAGGCCUGGCAGGCAGUGGUAGAUCGGCACCAGAUGCUUCGAACGAUCUUCGUCGACACAGCUGGUCGUUUCCAACAGAUUGUGCUUAAGCAAGCUCCGGCCUGCAUCCAGAUUCACGAACUUUUGGAUGAGCACGAUGAGCACGUCGUUAUCAAGUUUCUUCAAGCCCUGCCUUUACCAACAUACCAGCCUGCGCAGCCUCAGCAUCGUUUCACCAUUUGCCGUGCGGCUGGUGAUAAUGUCUUUGUUAAAGUCGAGAUCAACCACGCCUUGGUUGACGGAGGCUCUACUGAGGUUAUCCUCCACGAACUUUCGCAGGCCUUCGAUGACCACUCCUUCUCGGCGCCGCCCGCACUAUUCAGCGACUACAUCAAUUUUAUUCAUACGCCGGAGACCGCCAGCAAAUCACUCAAAUACUGGACAAACUAUUUGGACGGUGUGCAGCCGACCAUUGUGCCCUUGUAUCCAGCAGAGGGCAGCCCCAAGCAGAUCCGUUCCGUGCCGGUGCCAUUCACAGAUGCUUCUGCACUGUCUCGAUUCUCCGAGAACCACGGACUCACUUUAGCAAACGUGCUGCAGACAGCCUGGGCAUUGGUUUUGCAUACCUACACGGGAGCCGAAGAUGUCUGCUUUGGUUACAUUGCCGCAGGCAGAGAUGUUCCAGUUGUGGGCAUUGAGCGCGCGGUGGGAGCUUUUAUCAACAUGCUGGUGUGUCGCGUACGGCUAGCUCAGCAAGACACUGUCCUCGACACUGUUGCUUCGAUGCAGAAUGAGUAUUUCGAUGCUCUGCCUCAUCAACACACGUCACUGGCCCAGAUCCAGCACAAUUUGGACCUUUCGGGCAUGCCUCUAUUCAACAGCAUUGUAUCAGUACAAAGAGAUGUAUCUGACCAGCCGUAUGGAGAGUCACUCUCGUUCCGGCCCCUUGAAGAAGAUGAUCCAACAGAUUUUGAUCUCGCCGUCGCCAUUCAUGUUGGCAAAGAAACCGUCAAGAUAGAUAUUGGUUACUGGUCUUCGCUGCUAUCGGAUGGCGAUGCGACCAAUCUGGCCAACACUUUCGCGGGUGCCAUUUCGAGCAUCCUCAUGCACGCUCAGUCUUCUCCCACCACAAUCGACCUUUUUACCGAGCAAGACCGCUACCAGAUUUUCGGUUGGAACCACAAGGAACCCGUCGCUGCACUCGGCGUUGUGCAUGAGUACUUCUACGCCCAGGUAUUGCAGCGGCCAGACGCACAGGCGGUCUGUGCUUGGGACGGAGAAUACACCUACACCGAGCUAAACCAUCUGUCGGAGAAGCUGGCGUACCACCUGGCUCACCUCGGGGCGGGUCCUGAGGUACUCAUUCCUCACUGCUUCGCGAAGUCUAAAUUGGCUACAGUCACCAUGUUGGCCAUCAUGAAGUCCGGCAGUGCUGGCGUGGGAUUGAGUGCAGCCCAUCCCCGAACCCGAAUCCAGGAUAUCGUUGAGAAUUGCGCAUCACACAUCGCGGUCGUGGCAGCGCAACACGUACCUGUCGUAGAGGGCCUCAUUGAUCACAUCGUGAUCAUCGAUGAAGCCUUCUUAGCGCAGCUGCCGGAUCCGCAACCGAAUGCGCAGUUGCCCCAGGCACAGCCCUGCCACCCGGCAUUCGUGUCUUUCACAUCCGGCAGUACUGGCAAGCCUAAGGGCAUUGUACUCGAGCACCGCUCUCUGAUCACUAGUAUUCUCGCCCACGGGACUGAAUGGGGAUGCGACCCGUCUGCCCGCGUUCUUCAAUUUUCGGCCUACGCUUUCGACGCCAGCGUAUCAGACACAUUCACCACGCUCGUAGGUGGUGGAACGGUCUGCAUUCCCCACGAGAAGGACAGAGUCGAUGAUCUCGCUGGUGCCAUCAAUCGACUACGCGUCAACUGGGCAUUCCUGACUCCCCGCGUGCUGAGUCUGCUGUCUCCCGAGACGGUGCCUACCCUGCGAAAGGUCAUCCUGGGAGGGGAGGCCAUCUCACGAGAGGACAUUUCCCGCUGGACAGAGACUAUCGACAUUCGCAUUGUCUAUGGUCCAACGGAGUGCACCAUCUACAGUAUGGGAACCGACCCGCUCACCGCGGCCAGUGAUCCCGCAAAUCUGGGCCACGCCGUCGGUACGCGGCUGUGGGUGACGCACUCAGAAAACUCCAAUAAACUCAUGCCUGUGGGUUGCACUGGAGAGCUCAUUAUAGAAGGGCCCCUAGUGACACGGGGCUACCUCAACGAGCCCGCCAAGACGGAAGCGGCCUACUUGGAAGACCCUAUGUGGCUGCCCAAGAAAGCAACAGGGGAGCCACGGCGUUUCUACAAAACCAGUGAUCUGGUACGAUACUACCCUGACGGACAGCUGCGAUUUAUCGGUCGCAAGGACACUCAAAUCAAAAUCCGCGGGCAGCGGGUUGAGCUAGGCGAGAUUGAACACGCCAUCCUCGCGAGCAUGCCGGGAGCACUACACAUCACUGUUGACUCCGUCGUGCUGCCACCACAGACGCUUGUGGCAUUCCUCUAUCUCGAUGCCCCGUCCAUGGACAAAGGACCGCUCUUCGUGCCUUUGGCUUCCGACGUCACCGAACAGCUGCGUACCUUAGAAAAGAACCUGGCUGAGACACUUCCAAGCUACAUGGUGCCCAGCCUGUUCAUUCCCAUCUCCCACAUCCCCAUGACCAUCUCAGGAAAGGUCGACCGCAUUGCCUUGCGCCGCGCCGUCCAAUGUCUCUCCGCCGAGCAGUUGGAGAUGUAUGCGCUAGCGCAAGGUGCUAAAGCUGCACCGCAGACUCCGCAAGAGCAGUGCUUGCGAGACCUUUGGGCCAAGGUUUUGCGCAAAGCCCCCGAGUCCGUGGGUCGCCACGAUAGUUUCUUCCGCUUGGGCGGAGACUCCAUUGGCGCUAUGAAGCUGGUGGCAGCCGCAAGGCACGCCGGAUUCGUGCUCAGCGUGGCCGACAUUUUCGGGCAUCCCGAACUAUUAGACAUGGCUGAAUGUGUCGGACUUCCUAAAGCUGCGGAGCCAGCCAUUUACGCUCCCUUCUCUUUGCUGCCGAUUGAUCCUAUCCAGCGGGAAGGCUUGCUGGCCGAUGCAGCCAGACAGUGCUCGGUUUCGAGCGACGCAAUCGAAGACGUCUAUCCUGCUACUCCUCUUCAGGAAGGUGUGUUUCUCAUGUCGACAACCCACAAUGGUGCAUAUGUUGCCCCCACAGCCUUCCGCUUGCCCGCCGGUUUCGAUGUGGCACGCUUCCAGAAGGCCUGGCAGGUGCUCGUCAAUACCCAUCCCAUUCUGCGCACACGGUUGGUCACCAUCGAUGCGACCUCGCAUCAGGUGGUCUUGAGCCCGUCCGCCUCCUGCCUACAGUGGGAGCAAGCGCCAUCCAGCAGCGAUUAUCUGACGCGUAUUCAGGCGCUGUCGGUGGUUGCAGGUGCGCCACUGAGUCAUUACGCUCUAAUUUCGGAGGGGGAGUCGACUGUUUUUAUCUGGACUUCACAUCAUGCCUUGUUUGACGGCUGGACCGUUGAACUGCUGUUAGAUCAGCUGGCACAGCUUUACACACAAGAUUUGUCACCCACCACAACUCCAUCUUAUGCCCAAUUCGUCCAAUUCAUCCAGAACUCCGACCAGAAUGCUUCCCGCAAUUUCUGGGCAUCACUUGUGCCUCAAGAGCCUCCGGCUACUUUCCCUCGCUUGCCCUCAGCAGCUUAUCAGCCGGCUGCCAAGGUAACCUGCUACCGCACAAUCUCGGCUGCUGUUCCGCAAGGAUCAAAUUUAACCCUCGCCAUCCUGCUGCGGGCGGCGUGGUCUAUUGUGCUCGCGCGUUAUUUGGACGCGGAAGAUGUAUUGUAUGGUUUGACUCUGUCUGGUAGAGAUGUGCCAGUUCCAGGCAUUGAGCACGUGGUGGGUCCAACUAUUACGACAUUGCCCAUCAAUGUCCAUCUGGAUGGCGAGAUGCCGGUCCAGACAUUCUUGCAGCAGCAGAAGGACCAGAAUGUCGAAAUGAUGCGUCACCAGCAUGCAGGACUGCAAAUGAUACGUCGAAUCAGUCCGGCCGCGGCCACGGCCACCGAAUUUACCAAUUUGUUUGUCGUGCAGCCUCAGACGGACGAGGUGAAGGGGCUCACCGAGUUGGUCAAAGUUCCCACUGACAUGACCCGCUUUGAUCCGUAUGCAUUGGUGGUUGAGUGCAAUCUGGCAGACAAACAGGUGCAUCUCGAAGCUCGCUUCGAUGAUGCUGUCCUGUGUACAGAUCAGACACAGCGCCUGCUUGGUCAUUUCGAACACGUCCUCGGCCAACUCACACAGCUGGAACCCGGUCGUCUUCUCCGGGAUAUUGACGUAUUCAGUCGCGAAGAUGAACAACAAAUAUGGGAAUGGAAUGCGAUCCCCGCCAAAUCUGAAAACAAGUGUGUGCAUGAUGAGAUCGCGAAGCAGGCCCAGCUUCGGCCGGAUCAUACUGCCAUCGAAGCAUGGGAUGGAUCGCUCACCUACGGCGAGCUCGAACAAAAAUCAUCGCAACUGGCCCACUGGCUUUCGGCCAACUACUCAAUUCAGCCAGAGUCACUUGUACCACUGUGCUUCGAAAAGUCCCGGUGGACAAUUGUCACCAUGCUGGCGGUGGUGAAAUGCGGCGGAGGCUGCGUGAUGUUGAAUCCGGAUCAUCCCAUCUCACGUUUGGACGGAGUGAUUGCGGACACAGCCUCAUCGGUGGUGUUGGCCUCGCCGGAGCUCGCUGGACUUUUUGCUUCAGUGGACACCACAGUGGUCGGUAUCAGUGAAGCCCUGAUCACUGGCCUGUCAGAGCUCACAGAAACGUUUCUGCCACUACCGUCCAUUCAGCCUACAAAUCCGAUUUUCGUCAUUUUCACCUCUGGUAGUAGUGGAAAGCCCAAGGGCAUCAUAGUGCAACACAAUAGUGUAUGUACUGUGGCUAUCCAGCAUGGUGAGGGCCUUGGUUUCACUGGCUCCGAUCAACGUGUGCUGCAGUUUGCCUCGUUCAGUUUUGAUGUCAGCAUGGGAGAGGUCUUUAUCACGCUCAUGAAAGGCAGCACACUCUGCAUUCCAACAGAGCACGACCGCAUUAACGAUCUGGCGGCCACCAUCAACCGCAUGCGAAUCACCUGGACAUUCAUGGCGCCCACGGUGGCGGCCUUGCUCGAUCCCCACGACGUGCCCGACCUGCAAACGCUCGUUCUAGGAGGAGAAGCAGUCUCGCAGAGCUUGGUAGAUCAAUGGGUGAGCCAGGUUAAUUUGAUCGACUCGUAUGGGCCAGCAGAAUGCACUAUCUGGGCCUCGCAUGCCAACCCGAGCGCCACCGUGUCGCCAGCAAACAUCGGCCGUGGAGUUGGUUGUCGGUACUGGGUGGUGGAUACCCAGGACCAUAACCGAUUGGCUCCCAUUGGUUGUGUGGGAGAGCUGCUCAUUGAAGGUCCCAAUGUCUCGCGUGGCUAUCUCAAUGAGCCAGAUAAGACAACGGCCGCGUUCAUUGAGAAUCCGGCCUGGCUCCACGGUAAGGAAGAACCACAAUACAAGUUCUACUGCACCGGCGACUUGGUGCGAUACAACGCGGAUGGCACACUCAACAUCGCUGGACGGAAAGACAGUCAGGUCAAACACCAUGGCCAGCGCAUUGAACUGGGCGAGAUUGAGUUCCACCUGCGCUCCCGUUCUCAGGUUGAAGCCGGCAUGGUCAUGUUGCCCAAAACUGGUCCCUGUCAGGGCAGGCUAGUGGCUGUGAUCGCGCUGACAGAUUUGCAACCGGUUGCGGUUGAGGGAGAUCGCGUUGCGCUUAUUCCUGACGCUCUCCAGUCCCAAGCACAGCCGCAGAUCGAACAGGUGCAGGAAGAGCUAGGCGCAGCGCUGCCACCCUACAUGGUCCCAACUAUCUGGCUUGUCCUGGACUCUAUUCCAUUGACAGCAUCUCGCAAGGUCAACCGGAUGCCAAUCUCGCGCUGGGUGGCCAACAUGUCCGAUGGGACCUACCGCACUGUAGUGAACAUUACAGCGCCAACUGUGCAUCUACCAACUACGGAGCUGGAGAAGCAGAUGGCGAAGGUUUGGAGCCAUGUUCUCAACUUGCCCGUCGAAUCCAUAGGUAUGAAUCGUUCCUUCCUUAGUCUGGGCGGAGACUCGAUCACGGCCAUGCAGGUCGUCUCACGCUGCCGCGCAAACGAUAUCGAGCUUAGCGUUCAGGAUAUUUUACAAGCGAAGUCUCUCUCCGCCGUUGCCGCCCGCGCCAUCACCGCCACGCACUGUGCUGUGCGUCGCGAGGAGCAGUAUGAUGUGUCCUUUGAACUGUCUCCAAUCCAACAGCUGUACUUCGAAGAGGUGGCGCGAGGUGAGGGAGAGCAGAAUCACCACUACAACCAAAGUGUGUUAAUGCGUGCGACACGUUCUAUUUCGCACUCAGAUCUCUCUCGGGCUAUUACGCAGCUGGUGGCCAGCCAUGCGAUGCUGCGAGCCCGAUUCAGCCAGCAGGCUGAUGGUCAAUGGGUUCAGCUGGUGCAGAGCCCAGCCCACGAUUCAGCUCCGGUGGUCAGCCACCAAGUGGCCAACCGUGCGGCGAUGAUGGAGAUUAUUAUGACUUCUCAGCGCCGUAUCGAUAUCGAGCAUGGUCCCAUCUUCGUGGUCGACAAUUUCAUGCUGCCAGACCAGCAUGGACAAUUAAUAUCCUUCAUCGCACACCACCUGAUCGUCGAUGUAGUAUCAUGGCACAUCAUUCUAGGCCAAUUGGAGUUGCUGCUACUCUCCCCCGGCUCUCAGAGCCCAUCCAGAAUGCCGUAUCAAAACUGGGUCCAGGAACAGCGUCAGUAUUCUGAACGCCUGACGACCUCAUCCGACCUGCCAAUUGCCCUCCCCUCGGCGAAUUUGGAAUACUGGGGCUUGAAGCGGCUGCCGACGUGGGAGGGUGGUGAGGAGCUGCAGUUCACACUCGAUGCAGCAACUACUGCUCUCCUGUUGACCACUGCCAACACGGCGCUCCGCACUGAGCCGAUCGACUUGCUUAUUGCUACCCUGCAGCAAUCUUUCGUUGAGUCGUUCCCCGACCGCACAAUGCCCGCUAUAUUCAGCGAAAGCCACGGUCGAGAACCGUGGGAGCCUUCAAUUGAUCUCUCCGAAACAGUCGGGUGGUUCACUACUUUCUACCCCAUCUAUCGUCGCGUGCGCCAGCAUGAGAGCAUCAAGCAUACAGUCAAGCGCACUAAGGAUGCGCGUCGCGCUUUCAAGGACAAUGGCUUUGCAUACAACACUCGCCGCCAUUUCAAUGCUGACAGCCGCGAGAAAUUCGCACAUCAUCGCAUUAUGGAGAUAUGCUUUAAUUACCUGGGUCAGUCACAGCAUACCGAGCGCGAGGAGGCUCUAUUACAGGAAGAGCCGCUCCUAGCAGGUGAUUCCAUCAAGAAUAUCGGGGACACGAUGGGCCGGCUGGCUGUCUUCGAUAUCGGUGCUGCCGUCUCCCGCGGACGUCUCACCGUCUCGUUUUUCUUCAACAGCAUCAUCCACCAUCAGGAUCGAAUCCGACAAUGGGUGCAGAGCUACAAGACGAUUCUUUCCUCUGCGUUGACCGAGCUCGCGGCUAGUGAUGUCGAAUACUCCAUCAGCGAUUUCCCACUCCUCCAAAUCAAUUACCAAGACCUGACGACGCUGACCACGACGACUCUUCCCGCCAUUGGCCUCCCACAGUCUGCGAUCGAAGACAUAUAUCCUUGUUCGCCAAUUCAGCAAGGCAUUCUCAUCAGUCAGGCUCGCGAACCUGGAACUUACGAGGUGCGCCAGCUCUUUGAGAUUGUUCCGCGUGCUGAUAUUAGCCCCGUGGAUGUGCCACGCCUGCUGCAGGCCUGGCAACGCACUGUGGAUCGUCAUUCCCUGCUUCGCACCGUCUUCGUCGAGUCGCUGAGCGGUGCUGGGGGCUAUGACCAACUGGUACUUCGUUCCCACACACCGCAGGUUCAGCGACUUGUCUAUCAAGGCACUGAUGGCGAUGUGGUCUCAUUCAUUCGGCGACAGGCCGCCCCAGACUACCACCAGCCAGUCCCCGCACAUCGACUGACCAUCUGUGAAGCCUCUGGGGUAGUUUACUGCCAACUGGAGGUAAGCCACGCGCUUAUCGAUGGUACCUCCAUGGCACUGCUCGUCCGUGAUUUCAUUUCGGCUUACGAGUACACCCUUCCUACCACUCCCGGUCCGCUCUAUAGCGACUACAUGGCCUACAUUGCCUCGCGGUCACCAGAAGAUGCCCUGGCGUACUGGACCGCACGACUGGCUGAUUUGGAGCCCUGCCACUUCCCCGACUUGCAGCCCACUGAGUUGCCCGCAGCGGCUUUCCAGUCGCAGACUAUUCACAUCGACGCAGAUGGCCAACUCCAAAGAUUCUGUGAGUCCCAGGACCUCACACUCAGCAAUUUGUUCCAGGCGGCUUGGGGCCUCGUUCUGCGUGCAUACACAGGCAGGUCAGAUGUCUGCUUCGGAUACAUGGCCUCUGGUCGCGACAUUCCAAUGGAGGGCAUCUAUGACGCCAUCGGGCCAUUUAUCAACCUCCUGGUGUGCCGACUGCAUGUCGGCGAUGCAGUGUCAGUGCGCGACCUGCUUCAGGCAGUCCGGUCCGAUUACAUGGACAGUCUGCCCCAUCAGCAGACCUCUCUGGCCUCGAUCCAGCACGCCUUGGGUAAAAGUGAGGCAGCUUUGUUCAACACCAUUCUCUCACUCCAGCGCGAGCCGGUGGAUGGUCCAACGCCACAAGUAGAGUUCCAGAUUGUCGAUCAAGUUGAUCCAACAGAGUAUGAUGUCGAUCUCAACAUUACCACUGGCUUGGCCUUGGGCGUGGAGAUUCAUCUCAGCUACCGCACAUCCAUGCUUAAUGGAACUCAGGCCGACAGCCUGCUGCAGAACUUCACCAACGUGCUGCUCGCCAUCACCACUAGCUCGGACCAGCUUCUAUCGAACUUGAAUAUGGCCUACCCAGGAAUAAGCACUUUGCCAGAGAUGUCCCCCGAGCCUACACCAACGGCAGUAGAAGCUACAGUGUUAGAGCUCAUCGCCAAACACACAGAGCAGCAUCCCAUGUCUGUCGCGAUGCAAUCCACAGAUGGCCAGGUCAAACUCACGUAUCACGAACUCGAUCGUAUGACAAGUGCUCUGGCCAGUGACUUGCAGAGUCUGGCCGUGCAACCGGGAGACACAGUUCUUCUCAGCUUCUCGCGCUCGCCCUGGGCUCUAGUGGCUAUGCUGGCCGUCCUCAAGGCGGGCGCGACCUCGCUCUUCCUGGACCCGCUGGCCAGCUCCGACAGUCGACAGGAGACAUUUUCGGCUGUGCAAGCCAGUGUAGUCUUAUGUGGCAGGGAACAUGCUACCGAUUUCGAUGAGCCAUCUCUCACUCCGGUAAUUAUCGAUGCGGGUGCGAUGGCCGUUUGGGACGAUGCGUCCCCGAUCUUCGCGCCGCCGAACUGCUUAUCUCCUGAUACAGUAGCGGUAGCCAUUCAGGACGGCGCAGACUGGGCACUUCUGACGCAUCGCACGGUCAGUACUGUCGCCUCACUGCUGGGACCAGUGGCUGGGCUCGGCGCCGAUGCCCGGGUGUUGCAGUUCAGCGCUGCCACCUCGCCUUUAUACAUAGUGGAGACGCUGUAUUCCUUGAUCAACGGCAGUACAGUCAUCGUUCCCGCUGAGGGUGCCAGCUUUUCUGAGGCCAUGUGCAACUCCCAGGCCAAUUGGGCCAUUACAACUCCCACUGAGGCCGCCCUAACCUAUCCGGCUCAAGUGCCAUCUCUGCAGACUCUGCUGGUGGCUGAGGGAGAGAUUUCUCUUGCUUUGCUCGCAAAAUGGUGCGACAUCAGGUUAAUUCAUCCACACGAAUUGAUUCAAUCGCCGAUUUGGCUAUCGCUCUCUGGUUCUCCAGCUGGCAGUGUUGCUCUGCAGCUCCUUCCUGCGUCGAAUCUCGGGCGGAUGUGGAUCCGCUGCCCAUUCAAUCAUGCAGCGCUGGCGCCGGCGGAUUGUGUUGGAGAGGUUCUGGUGGACGGUCCAGUGGUGCCCCGGGGCUAUCUCCGGGGCCGCAAAGAUCGACUUCUGGAUGCCCCGUGGCUGCCUGGCACUCCCUUAUGCCGUACAGGUGACCUCGGCCGAUGGACAUCAGAACACCAGCUGUCCUUGGUGCAGCAUCUCGGGGUCACCAGCGAAAUUUCGUCGGGUCUAGCCCUCCUCGAACAGCAGGUGCAAUCAACUCUCCCAAUUACACAGCACGCAGUACUUUCCAUCCUCCGGCGUGGAUCCAUUGAAGAAGUAGCUAUGUUCCAUGUCGAGUGUAACCAAAAAGUUCAGGCGAACCCUGCCCUGCUGGUGAUGUCAGACGUGCAGCGGCAACAGUUCAUGUCAUUGAUAUCAUCGCUCAAGGAACAUGCGCCUGAGGCUGUGUCGCCCGCUUUUGUCUUCCCACUUAAUGGCCUUGCUCUGACGGCGGAUCACAAGGUCCACCGCGCGGCCUUGGAUCGGUUGGUAGCUGGCCUCUCGCAGCCGGAGCUGGAGUCCUACCGUCUUGUUUCCGCAAAGACGACCGCCCACUUCACGGCCAACGAGCUGCUCCUCCGCGAUCUCUGGGCAGAGGUCUUGGGUCUGCCAGAUCGUAGUGCUCUUCGUCCUACUGACACUUUCUUCCGGUUGGGAGGAGAUUCUAUUGGAGCCAUGCGUAUCAUCGCCGCUGCCAGAAGUCAAGGCCUGGCACUGACAAUGAAUGGAAUCUUCCAGCAGCCCACUCUGGCCGGUAUGGCUCAAGAAUUGCGCCUUCUGGCUCCGCAUGAGGAUCGACCGUUGAAGCCGUUCUCUCUGCUCCCUACAGCACUGGAUUCUGCGCUUCUCAUCUCCGAGGCCGCGCAGAAGUGCCAGGUCGAGCCCACGGCAAUCGAGGAUAUAUACCCCUGUACGCCGCUCCAGGAGGGACUUAUGGUUUUGACCAGCCAAGAUCCCACGGCCUACGUGAUCCAGGAGGUUUUCCAAUUGCCAAAGAAUGUCGACAUGUCGCGUUUCCAGGCAUCCUGGGCAGCAGUCGUCGCCCGCAGCACCAUUCUGCGCACCCGGAUCAUUGCCACUGCUGACGGUGCCUUCCAGAUAUUGCUGCAGAAUCCCAUUGUGUGGGGAAAGGAAACUGAUCUGACAACAUUCCUGGCCCAAGACGCGGCCGAGUCCAUGACCUACGGCCGGCCCCUGGCGCGCUUCACGGUCUUGGAGGGUUCAGGCCUCCGAUACUUUGUCUGGACUGCGCACCACGCAGUCUACGACGGUCUGACCAUGUCCAUCUUGGCAAAGCAGGUCUCUGCGGAAUAUAACAAAGAGAUUGCGUUGCCUGAGGUCCCCUACAAUCGGUUCAUUGACUAUAUACAAAGCAUCAGUCCGGCCUCGGCCACUGAAUUCUGGACAGCGCAGUGUGCAACCCCCGCUGCAACCUUCCCACUCCUGCCCACACGCAGUUACCUGGUGUCUCCAAAUCAGGUCCAGACGCACUCGGUUCCUGUGACCCGCAACCCGUCUGACAUCACGCUCCCGACUGUGCUGCGUGCAGCCUGGGCGGUUGUGCUGUCGCAUCUGACAGACUCGGAGCAUGUGAGCUUCGGAGCGACACUGUCUGGUCGAAAUGCCGCUUUGGCCGGAAUCAACCAGGUGCUGGGUCCGACAAUUGCCACAGUCCCCAUCCACGUCCAUGUUCGCGAGGGCCAGUCGCCGGCUCAUUUCCUCCGGGCCGUGCAUAUGCAGUCCAUCGACAUGAUUCCCUUUGAGCAUACUGGGCUGCAGAACAUCCGACGCAUGGGUGAGCAGGCUCGUGAGGCCGUCGAAUUCCAGAAUUUGCUCCUCAUCCAGCCUGGAAGCGCGCCGAUGGAUGAGUCCGACUUCUUGGGUCUGACACCUGUCACAUUGGAGAGCCAACAGGCCGACCCGUACCCCCUGACAGUGGAAUGUAACCUGAUGGAAAGCUGCGUGGAGAUCAAGGCACAGUUCGAUAGUUGCCUCAUCUCAGUCAGCGAGAUGGACAUGAUACUCAAGCAAUAUGCGCGCACCAUUCAGCGAUUCCAAGCUGUGCAGGACACCACCACCGAGGACACCGUGGAUGAUUCUAUGGACCCGUUUGAGGAGCAGGUACGUCUGCAACCUGAUGCGCCAGCCGUCUCCUCGUUCGAUGUCAAGCUCACCUAUCGCGAACUGAAUGUUCUGGUGGAUCGGCUGGCAAAUGAGUUGCUCGCACGCGGCGUUGAGCCGGAGAUGAACAUCCCUCUUUGCUUCAACAAAUGCUCAUGGACCAUUGUCGCCAUGUUUGCCGUCAUGAAGGUCGGAGGAGUGGGCUGCAUGCUCAACCCGGAGCAUCCCAGCAGUCGUAUCCAGCUGCUACUAAACGACCUAAAUGCCAGUUUGGUCCUUUGUGAUCCAGAAUCCUCAACCAUGCUUUCGACACUGCUUCCUCCCAAGGGCGUGCUCCCAGUUGACGGUGCAUACCUACAGAUGCUACCCCCAUCGGCGCCUCCAGGACUCCGCGUCCGGCCAGACAACGCUGUUUUCGUGGUCUAUACCUCAGGUAGUACUGGUAAGCCAAAGGGUAGCAUCCUGGAACACCGCUCCCUUGUCACCGGCUUACGGGCUCACUGUGCUGCCAUGGGCAUCGGCCCGGGCACACGCACCUUCCAGUUUGCCGCCUACACCUUCGAUGUCUGCUUCGAGGAAAUUAUCGGCUCCCUGAUGCUGGGAGCCUGUGUCUGUGUGCCCAGUGAGACAGAGCGUAUGAAUGCUCUGGCCGAUGCGAUGGCCCGAUACCAGGUAACCUGGACAGAACUUACUCCCACCGUUGCCAACCUGCUGCUCCCUAGCAGCAUUCCAUCGCUAAAGACGCUGGCUCUGAGCGGCGAAUCUCUCACGAAGGAGGUCAUCCAGCGCUGGGCUGGUGCGGUACAAAUCAUCAACACUUACGGGCCGAGUGAAUGCUGUGUCUCAUCCACUUGCAACGUGAACACUGCCACGCUCCGUGACCCCAGUAACAUUGGGCGCGGCCUGGGCUGCACCACCUGGAUCGUCGAUCCGGAAAACGUGGAUCGCCUGCCGGCCAAAACGGCAGCCGCUUUCAUCUCCGCACCAGCCUGGUGGCCCGAAUCCUACCAGUGUGGACGCAUCUACCGCACUGGCGACCUGGUCAAAUACAACCCCGAUGGUACCAUCAAGUUUAUCGGCCGCAAAGAUACGCAGGUCAAAUUACAUGGUCAGCGUAUCGAGCUAGGCGAAAUCGAGCAUCGCAUCCGCGGCGCAUUCACGAACGAUUCCCAACAGGUGGCCGUUGAGGUUCUAAGUCCCACCACGCGGAGCGGGCUCAAGAUCCUGACCGCAUUCAUUUGUGAAACCGAUGCCGUCUCAGAAGAUGUUGAGAAUCUCUUGCUACCGCUGGAGGAUGGACGACCGGAACGCUUCCUUGCGUUGCAAGCCCGGCUGUUGGUGGACCUGCCUCGCCAUAUGGUGCCACAACUUUUCAUUCCCGUCUCACACAUGCCACUGUCACCGUCGCGCAAGUUAGAACGCAAGAGCCUGCGCAUGGUCGGUAACGGGCUCACGCCCGAGCUGCUGGGCGCAUAUGCCCUCACGCAGGUGGCAAAGACGGCGCCCACCACAACCAUGGAGAAGGCGUUGGCGGGCAUUUGGGCCCAUGUGUUGGGCGUCAGUGCUACUGGUGUGGAGGACCACUUCUUCCACCUAGGUGGAGACUCCAUUGCUGCCAUGAAGGCCGUGGCCGCGGCCACCAAGGCAGGCCUGCCCCUCAGUGUUGCCGAUAUUAUGGACUUCCCGACGCUAGGCGCUAUGGCCGCAGCGAUGGAUUCCGCUUCUGAUAUGCAGGCGCUAGAAAACACGGCGCCAGUGCCCUUCAGCCUCGUGUCCGCCGAUUACGUCUCCGACGUGAUGGCUCAGGCGAUGGCUCAAUGUGCGGUCCUGGACGAUGCAAUUGAGGACAUCUAUCCAUGCACUCCAUCUCAGGAGGCGUUGAUGGCACUUACGGCGCGUGACGAAACCGCAUACGUCUCGCGUGCUGUCUACCGGUUACCUCUCAAUCUGGAUGUCGACAAAUACCAACAGGCAUGGGAGCUUCUCGCCCGCCGUCAGACUAUCAUGCGUACGCGCAUCAUCUACUCCAGUAUUGCCACCCAAUCCUUCCAGGUAGUAAUGCAUGAAGGCAUAGCGUGGCAGUCGGGCGACUCGGUGGAGGCAUAUCUCGCCGCCGAUAAAAUGACUCCCAUGCACCACGGCCAGGCACUAAUGCGCUUUGCCCUCCUUCCCGGCACCACCCAGGAUCCACGACCCUCUCUUGUGCACACAGCUCAUCAUGCCGUCUAUGAUGGCUGGAGUGAAGCCGCCAUGUUUGACGAAGCCGAGGCCAUUUAUCGCCAUGGCCUAGCAGCCUUGCCGCCCGUUGUUCCUUACAACAAGUUUAUUCACUACCUCAGCAGCGUUGAUGCUGCCGCGCGCGAUAGCUUCUGGCGUACGCAGCUGGAUGGUGAUCUGCCCGCUCCAUUCCCCCCUCCUCCCCUUGCUGCAACGGCGUCAUCCCUAAUUCCUCGUCCCAAUCGCUCGCAGUCUUACCCAAUUUCCCUUCCACUUCGCUCUUCUACCUCUUCCUUCCCAUUCAGCGCCCCUACCAUUCUCAAAGCCGCAUGGGCCCUCCUGCUGGAGCGCUACACGCUCUCUGAAGAUGUCAUUUUCGGCCAUGUGCUGUCGGGCCGCACGGUGCCUCUCCGGGGCGUGGCCGACAUGAUGGGCCCGACCAUCGCAACUGUCCCAGUGCGCGUUCGACUUAUUAAAGAGGAUAACAUCGACUCCUUCCUGCGUCGCAUUCACGAUCAGGCCCAGGCCAUGACACCCUUCGAGCAAGUCGGGCUUCAGCAUAUCCGUCGGCUGCUGCCUGCCUCAGAGUCGAUCGACGUCGGUCAUCUCUUCUUUGUGCAGCCUCCCCUCGACGCUCCCGCUGCGGACCUCGGCCUUGAGGCUAUCACAGAUGCUGACUUAAACUUUGACACUUAUCCAUUGAUCGUGGAAUGCCAGCUGGGCACGAACGCCGAUCUGAAUGUCGAAGUGAAAUAUGACGACGCCCGCAUUGCCCAAGCCCAGAUGAGCUGGCUUCUGAAGCACUUCGAGCAUCUGCUUCAACAGCUAUGUCAACUGCCAUGCAAAACUCUUCUUUCUGAUCUGACCCUGACAGGGCCGGCUGAUUUGGCCCAGCUGCGCCGGUGGAUGGGACCCCCCGUGGAACCGGUUGCCUCCACUCUGCAUGAUAAGAUAUGUGCCCAAACCCGCGCCUAUCCGAAUCGGUCUGCCGUUGAGGCUUGGGAUGGUCAUCUCACUUACGGUGAGCUCGACCACCUCUCAUCGCAGUUCGCUCAAGUCCUCGUCGAUCUCAAUCUGCCCCUUGGCGAUCCAGUUGGCUUGGUUUUCGACAAGUCCUGCUGGGCUGUUGUGGCACUCCUCGCCGUGCUCAAGGCUGGCGGAAUUUGCGUUCAUCUAGAUCACCAGCAUCCGCCUGCGCGACUCACAGAAAUUUCCAUCGACACAGGAUUGCAGUACAUUCUUACCGCACCCCGUCAUGCGCACAUAGGGGCGAUGCUGCCAGUGGACCAUGUGCUAGUCGUGGAUUCCACCAUGGCGUCCAAGCUGCCUAGCAGUCCCACAAGUGUCCGACCGCUACCGGUCGUUGACGCCACAUCGCCAGCCUACCUGACUUUCACCUCAGGCAGUACUGGUAAACCCAAAUCGGUGGUGAUUGACCACUGCGCUAUCCAUACCAGCAUCGUCGCCUUCAGCUCAGCGCUAAACCUCACCCCCGACUCGCGGGUGCUGCAGUAUGCCGCAUACACCUUCGACAUCAGUUAUGCCGAGAUUUUCGCGCCGUUGGUUCUUGGUGCGACGGUUUGUAUAAUCUCAGAGCAGGACCGACUCAACGACAUAGCAGGUGCCGUUAGUCGCCUCGGUGCCAAUUGGGCCUGUCUCACACCUACUGUCGCCAAUCUUGUCCAGCCUUCAAUGGUACCAUCGCUGAAGACGCUCGUUCUCAGCGGUGAGUGUCCCACAGAGGACAAUCUUCGCACCUGGGUUAGCCACGUGCCCACCCUGAUAAAUGCCUAUGGCCCCAGCGAAGCCUCAGUCUGGUGUGCCGCCGGUCCCUUCAAGCGGCCGGAUGAUCGCUGUACCAACAUCGGUCUGCCUGUCGGUUGUCGCCUGUGGAUCGCUGAGCCUGAUAAUCUGCAUCGCUUAGCGCCGCUGGGCUGCGUGGGCGAGCUGCUUAUCGAGGGUCCCAUUCUGUCCCGAGGAUACUUAAAAAACGAGCAGGCCAGUAACGCCGCUUUCCGUUGCGAUCUUGCAUGGAUGACUGAGACGCAGCUUGGGUCUGAAUGCUCGCUUGUCUACCGUACUGGCGAUCUCGCGCGCUACUUCCCUGACGGUAGCAUUGAAUAUCUCGGCCGCGCAGAUACCCAGGUCAAGGUCUACGGUCGUCGCAUCGAGCCGCGCGAGAUCGAACACCACAUGCGUACUCUGCUGCCUGGCUACUCCACCAUGGUGGACAGCGUGACCCUCGCCAGUCGCAAUGGCCAGAAGGUAUUGGUGGCUUAUAUUUACCAGGAGUCUGGCCCCGUGCCUGACAUGGAGCUCGUAGCGAUUGCGCGGGCCCUUACGCCAGAGCUUCGACAAACACUGGUUAACCUUCAAGCGGCGCUGCGUGCGAUGCUUCCGCCCUACAUGCUGCCGGCACUUUUCAUCCCUCUGCAACUUCUUCCGACAAAUGCAUCUGGUAAAACAGACCGCAAGCUGCUGGGCCGCGCCGUAAACACUUUGUCGGACGCCCAGCUGCAAGCCUACUCCCUCCAGGAUCGUGUAAUCAAGCGCCCGCUCGAGACUCUAAUGGAGCGCUGGUUGGCCAGUCUCUGGGCCGAAGCUCUCGCUCUCGACGCCUCCAUUAUUGGCGCCGAUGACACCUUCUUUGGCCUCGGUGGAGAUUCCAUUGUUGCCAUGAAAUUGGCCAGUCUCGCUCGCAAUUCGCAACUCAGUUUGACUGUCGCCGAUCUCUUCACUCACCCAAUUCUGGCGGAUCUAGCCGCCUAUCUAAGUACCCAAAUGCCACCCACCCCGGGGACUGAGACGCCACCACUGGUGCCCAAGUUGACAACUGCGACAGCUCCCGUGCUGGAUCUCGCUCUGGCUGAGGUUUUGGCACCGCGGAUAGGUGUUGUUCCUAGCGCGAUUGCUGCUAUUCAGCAUACAACGGACUUCCAGGAUGUCGCACUGGUCGGCCAUCUGAGCGAGUCGCGCUGGAUGUUGAACUGGUUUUACUUCGAUGGUCCCGGUGCUCCUGACAUCGAACGCCUCCGUCAGGCCUGUUACUUCUUGGUUCAGCACUUUGACAUUCUCCGCACGGUCUUCGCACCUCACGCAGGCCACUUCUGGCAGGUGGUUCUGCACAAGUUGCAGCCCUGCUUCGACGUUGAGUCUACCGCCGACCUCGCCGCCUUCACUCAAGACUUGUACGAUAAGGGCAUCGCCAACGAUUUCCAGCUGUCCGAGCCCUAUGUACGGUUUGUACUGGCCGUGCAUCCAAACGGUCAGUCACACCGUCUGCUGAUACGCCUGUCACACGCGCAAUAUGACGGUGUGUCUUUGCCAACCCUCUGGGAGUCCCUUCAGCGUGCCUACCAAGGCCAGAGUCAGCUUUCUACUCCCUCCUUUGCGCGAUUCCUCCAAGACACUACUCCAGCAGAUCUUACUGCUGCACGCUCACACUGGCGCAAACUUUUAGCCGGUUCACCAGAGACCCGCUUCGUCGUGCACAACAAGCCCAGCCUACGCGACGACGCCACGGAACGCGUGUUGCAUGUUACCCGCCACCACGUUCCAGUGAUUUCGCUACCCCAGUAUGGCAUCACGACAGCCACGGUCCUCAAAUCUGCUUGGGCGGUGCUGCUAGCACGCCUGACUGACUCUACCGAUGUCGUCUUCGGACACACAACUGCCAAUCGCUCUGCCGCGACAUUGGCGAGCAUUGACACUGUCGUGGGUCCUUGUUUGAAUGUAGUGCCAGUUCGCGCACGCUUGGAUGCACGUCAAACAGUGCUCGAACUUCUUUUGGCACAGCAGCAGCAACAGGUAGCAAACUUACCCCAUGAGUUCCUUGGCUUCCGUCAAAUAAUACGUGACUGCACGGACUGGCAGCGCUGGUCUCACUUCAGCAGUGUGGUGCAGCAUCAAAAUAUCGAGCCCGACCGUGCGUUGCAGCUAGACCAGGACAAUGCCACCGCCCUCUAUGAGCCUGGUUUCAUGGGCGCUGAUCUCGACCUCACGGAUGUUUCAGUGUUGUCGACUCCCACCGGCGAUGGCUACGUUGACCUAGAUCUGCUCACCUCAUCGGCAGUCAUGACGCCGUUCGCGGCGGAGUUGCUGAUUGAGCAGUUAGGCAGUCUGCUGCGUUUGUGGGCAGCCCUGCCAGUGGAAAAGACGCCCGUUUACGAAAAGGGGGAGUCGCCGGCUCUGCUCCCUCUACACAGUAGAGAAGAGCGCCCAGUUGACGAAUUGCUUGAGAAGUGCCCUCUGCCGACUACGAACUCCAACGUCCGGGCGGCGGUGCAGCAGGCGUGGCGUACCGUCCUUCCCAUUGAUUCUCGGAUUGAUGAUGACAAGGUAGACUUCUUUGAGGCAGGAGGAGAUCUGGUACACAUGGCUCUGCUGCUCUGUGAGUUGCAAGCUCACGGUGUUGGUGGUGCUGUGCGCCUAGAGACACUAGUGCAGCAUUCUUCCCUGGAUUCCAUGGUGCGGGUGCUCCAGUAA